CCAAGAUGGCGGCGCGGUCGUCGUCGGGGGUGGCGGCGGCAGAGGGGGCGUCGGCCGUGGCGGCAGCGGCGACGGCAGCCGUGACGGCGGCGGCGGCGCGGGGCCUGGGCCGGGGGGAAUGAGGCGGCCGCGGCGGGCCAGCGGCGGAGCCGUGUAGUGGAGAAGCGGCACCCCCUCCCUGCUUCCCUUGGCCGAGCCGGGGACGCGCGCGCGCGCGCGCGGCCGUCCGGAGCGGGCUCCCCACCCUCGACUCCCGCCACCCGCGCCGCACCCCCACCCGGGCCCGGAGGAUGAUGAAGCUCAAGUCGAACCAGACCCGCACCUAUGACGGCGACGGCUACAAGAAGCGGGCCGCGUGCCUGUGUUUCCGCAGCGAGAGUGAGGAGGAGGGAGAAGAGCUGAAAAUGGAGUUAAUGAUUGAUCAUGCCUAUGUUAUGAAGCCUCUGUGGGGUUCGGAGAACUUCCAGUGCGCAAACACAGCCACCCUGGGAGGGUGAUGUACCCAAACUCUAUGGGAACAGAAGCUCCUGCACUCAGGACCCUUCCUGACCUCACCCUAUGUAUCUCUUCAUCUGGCUGUUCAUCUAUAUCCUUUAAUAAACUGGUAUAUGUGCUACUUGUGAGCAGUAGUCGCCAUCCAGACCGAUGGAUUGUCCCUGGAGGAGGCAUGGAGCCCGAGGAAGAGCCAAGUGUGGCAGCAGUCCGUGAAGUGUGUGAAGAGGCUGGAGUAAAAGGGACAUUGGGAAGAUUAAUCGGAAUUUUUGAGAACCAGGAGAGGAAGCACAGAACAUAUGUCUAUGUGCUCAUUGUCACAGAAGUGUUGGAAGACUGGGAAGACUCAGUUAACAUUGGAAGGAAGCGGGAAUGGUUUAAAAUAGAAGAUGCCAUAAAAGUGCUGCAGUAUCACAAACCGGUGCAGGCAUCGUAUUUUGAAACAUUGAGGCAAGGCUACUCAGCCAACAAUGGCACCCCGCUCGUGGCCACCACAUACUCAGUUUCUGCUCAGAGCUCCAUGCCAGGCAUCAGAUGACUGAAGAUUUCCUGUAAGAGAAAUGGAAAUUGGAAACUAGACUGAAGUGCAGGUCUUCCCUCUCACCCUUGCUCUUUCACCUCUCCUCACAGGCCUCCUCUUUCAAAUAAGGCAUGAUGGGCAGCAGAGAAAGGGUUUAUUGAUAAUGUUGCUCUUUGGUGUUAAGUGAUGGGGCUUUUUCUUCUCUUUUUAUUGAGGGGGUGGGGGUUGGGUACGUAAUUUGUAAGUACUUUUGUGCAUGAUAUGUCUUUCCCUUUUCACACCCCUACAAUUCUCUAAAGAGGCAAAAAGCCUUCCCUCUGCCUUGGAUUCUGAAGUGUUCCUGUUUGUCUCAUCCCAGCCCUGGCCAGAUUUUUUUUUUUUUUUUAAUUAAAAGAUACCAAUAUGAGAUGAAACCUUUCAAGAAUUUGUCCCAUAAUGUGCUGUUAAGUCCAGUAGGUUAGUCACUUUCACUGCAGGAUGCAUUUAUCUACACAUUAUAUACUGGGCAUAUAAUAUGUAAAUAAAUGAAUUUUAGAAGAGGAAUUUGUUUAAUUUUUCAAGGUUUUGUUUUGUUUUUUAAAUUCGGGGUGUUUCUGAAGUGGAGAGCCUCACAAUUAAUUUACUUUUUCGUUUUUGAUGCUAGUGGCUAGGUAAGGUUCCCUGUCCUCUCUCUUUUCCCUAGUCAUCGACUGUAGCUAUAUAGGGUACGGGAAGAGUUUAGCUACCUUUAUAGUGCUCCCAGAACUCAUGGCCUUCUCUUCUCAAAGCUGUGUUUCCAUGCCAAGAAAGAAACAGGAAGAAACCUAUUUUCUUUUUUAUUACCAAGCCAGGAACAAAUGGCCUCAGCUCAGAUCCGGAGAAGCAAUGCUAGAAAUUGAAUUCCUCCCUACAUGUUGACAAUAGGGAUUUGAACUGGAUUCUUGGGAUUACUAUCUAAAAAACUGGAGCGUCGAGCACUGUUUCUGUCCUGCUGGUUUGGAGUUUUUUCCAUAAUGCUACUUAUCGCCGACAGCGGCCUCUCUCCUUGUGCAUCCAUGCCUUACACCGCGCUGAACUGGAUAUUGUCCUUGUGCUCUGAAGCAUCCAACUGUACUUGGCAAGUGCAGCUGUACAGUCCUGUCCCUGUUCUGGGUAACCACGUUACGUUCCUGAAAAGUACACAGGAGGAAAAUUCAGAUGUUUGCUUGUCUUUGUGAUGUUAUAGCACUUGUAAUCGCACCAUGGAGCAUGCUCAGAGAUACUAAAUUUGUCUCCCACUGGGAUGUGAGAGGUCCAUCGUCCUCUGAGAAGUGGUAUGGGAGGGUGCUUAAUCAUUUACUAGAAUAUCUACAUAAUGCAUUGGCUCACUGCAGACUGUCUUGUUGGUUUUUGAUACAGGUUUGAUGCUGGCUUCAUUUGCCAAUUGUGUCGUUUGUCGAGAAGUAUGCAGAAAAGGGUCUUGAGACUGGGGGUGGGGGGCAGGGGGCACUGAUCAGUCCCUGGCUUGGGACAGGAGUGUGUUGCUAUACUCUUAGUGGCACCUCCUUUGUCAAAACAUAGCCAAGAUGUGAAAUUAAAAUCGUAGCUCUCUUAUUUAAAAAUUCUAAUAAAUACUCAAACU
Hippopotamus amphibius kiboko is the source of this 2612-nucleotide messenger RNA. RefSeq names its product nudix hydrolase 3 (gene NUDT3). Gene Ontology annotation, cellular component: cytoplasm; nucleus. Gene Ontology annotation, biological process: diadenosine pentaphosphate catabolic process; adenosine 5'-(hexahydrogen pentaphosphate) catabolic process; diphosphoinositol polyphosphate metabolic process. Gene Ontology annotation, molecular function: endopolyphosphatase activity; diphosphoinositol-polyphosphate diphosphatase activity; bis(5'-adenosyl)-pentaphosphatase activity. The transcript is spliced from 6 exons. The record is from RefSeq and is a predicted model, not a curated record. NCBI's taxonomy places the organism in Eukaryota, Metazoa, Chordata, Mammalia, Artiodactyla, Hippopotamidae. The coding region runs from base 497 to 1030 and encodes 177 amino acids.